This is a messenger RNA of Exophiala bonariae, 1230 nucleotides long. RefSeq lists its product as uncharacterized. Gene Ontology annotation, biological process: transmembrane transport; spermidine transport. Bases 1 to 1230 code for a protein of 409 amino acids. Gene Ontology annotation, cellular component: plasma membrane. The transcript has 2 exons. The record is from RefSeq and is a predicted model, not a curated record. NCBI's taxonomy places the organism in Eukaryota, Fungi, Ascomycota, Eurotiomycetes, Chaetothyriales, Herpotrichiellaceae. Gene Ontology annotation, molecular function: spermidine transmembrane transporter activity.
AUGCUUGCCUUGAUCACCAUCUUCCUCUACAUGGUCGCCGAGCUCUCAGCGCUCCAACAGAUCAUCAACUCGCUGACGGGCCUCGACGGACUCCCGCCCGUCAUCGUGCAAUGCGCCGUGACGACCAUCUACACGUCCCUGGGUGGCUUCAAAGUCAGCUUCAUCACCGACAACAUCCAAGGCGCCAUGGUGGUCGGGCUGAUCAUCAUCGGCUGCAUCACCGUCGGGGUCAAAACCGAGAUCCAACACGACCUCAUCGAGAAAAGCGGCUAUCUCAACGCCAGCCUCCUCGGCUGGCAGCUGAUGUACAUCCUGCCGGUGGCGAUCCUGACCAACGACUUCUUCCUCUCGGGCUUCUGGAUGCGCACCUUCGCCGCAAAGACCGACAAGGACCUGUGGGUGGGCGUCAGUCUGGCGACCGGCGCCGUCGCCGUGAUCCUCACGCUCGUGGGCGUUUCGGGCCUGCUGGCCGGCUGGUCUGGCGCGCUCGGCGACCCGCCGGAGCAGUCGUCGAUUGCGCUGUUCCUGCUGCUGGAGCAACUGCCCGCGUGGGUCGUGGGCAUCGUGCUCGUCAUGGUCGUGUGCCUGUCCACCGCGGCCUUCGACUCGUUCCAGUCCGCCAUGGUCUCGACCGGGUCCAACGACAUCUUCCGCAACAAGCUGAACUUCUGGUUCAUCCGCGCCGCCGUCGUGCUCCUGAUCUUCCCCGUCGUCGUCGUCGCUUUGAAAUCUCCCUCCGUCCUGCAGAUCUACCUCAUCAGCGACCUCAUCUCCGCGAGCUCGAUCCCCGUGCUCGUCAUCGGCCUCAACGACCGCGCCUACGCCUGGCGCGGCUUCGAAGUCGUCGUCGGUGGCCUGGGCGGCUUGUUCACCGUCUUCCUUUUCGGCCUGGUCUACUACGACGGCGACGCCUCCUCCGCGGGCAGUCUGCUGCUGCUCGAGCAGGGUCUCUAUGGCAACGACUGGAGUGCUUUCGGCGCAUUUGUUGCUGCGCCCGUUGGCGGCUUGCUCUGGGCUGCAGCUGCUUUCGCCGGCAGGGUUGGCGUGCAGUGGCUUCUUGCUCGUGUGAGAGGUACCGCGUUCACGGCGCUUGACAAGCCGGCUCGCGGUCCUUCGCCAAGCUUCUACACUGGUCGUCCGUCUCAGGAGGACGUCGCAGAGCGAGACGUCUACACUGAUGCCGACGGUGUUGAGCGCAGUGAGGUCCAACUCAAGGGCAAGUUCUUUUAG